UUUAAGGCUCUGCCCACUGUGAGCUCCUUUUUCUAAGAUUUUGAAGGCUUCAUGCAUUCUCCGUGGUGAUCGAGGAUAUAAUUUUGGGGAAAUUAGUCAAGAAUUAUUUUCUUUUAAAUAAUUUAAACCCAGCGAAAUCGAAAGAGUUUGUGACAUGUUUCAUUGUGACUUUGGUCAAGCCUCGAAUUUGAUCUCACGCAGUCAAAUUUGAACUCCGGUCCUGUUAUUUACGGAUUCACGCAGGAUUUUUAAAAACAAAGAUCAUCAGACAUGUCUGCAGGAAUAUGCAUAUUUCUUUGUUCGAUUCUGCUGCUUGCUGGCGUGUUUGUGUCCGUGUGUGCAGAGGACAAAAGCAUCACAGUUCAGUCUGGACAGAACGUCAUUCUACCAUGUCAAGCUCCAAAUGAUAAGGGUUCCAUCCGAGUGGUAAAGUGGACCAAACCUGACCUACAAAAGAAAAUAGUACAUUUGUAUGUGGAUCGGCGAUUUGAUCUCGAGGAUCAGAAUCCAUCUUUUAAGAACCGGGUGGAUCUGCAGGACAGAGAGAUGAAAAAUGGAGACGUGUCUUUGAUUCUGAACAAUGUGACGAUUAAUGAUGCAGGAACAUACGAAUGUAGUGUUAUCCAGAAAAAAGACCUCAGCCCUUCCACCACUACUAUAACUCUUGACCUGAGAGUUAUUAAUUCUAAAGGUCAGACAUUCCUACCACUACAGAAAAUUUAA
This is a messenger RNA of Maylandia zebra (zebra mbuna), 723 nucleotides long. Lineage: Eukaryota; Metazoa; Chordata; Actinopteri; Cichliformes; Cichlidae. The record is from RefSeq and is a predicted model, not a curated record.